AUGUAUACAAUAGAAAACCAAACAGUGAUUUUGGAACUGUUUCUCACCGGUUUGUCUGAUGAUCAGAGUAAUCAGCUUAUUCUCUUCAUGGUCUUUUUCCUCUUGUACGUAACUACACUCAUUGGGAACCUUCUCAUUCUUUUUAUCAUCACCAUGGAUUCAUGUCUGCAUUCCCCUAUGUACUUCUUCCUUGGAAAUCUAGCUUUGCUGGACAUUUGUUCUUCCUCAAUCACCACUCCAAGGAUGCUUUCUGACUUAAACACUAGUAACAGCAUGAUUUCCCUCUCAGCUUGUAUUACCCAAAUCUAUUUCUUUAUUUCUUUUGCUACAUCUGAAGUUGUCUUACUGGCUGUGAUGUCCUACGACCGGUAUGUUGCUGUGUGCUAUCCCCUACACUACAUGCAAAGAAUGACUUGGAAAGCUUGUGUUCAGUUAGCCUUGGGUGUUUGGCUUAUGGGCUUGUUAUAUUCAUUGCUGCAUACACUUUUCACACUGAGGUUGACUUUUUGUGAUUCAAAAACUAUACACAGUUUUUUUUGUGAUUUGUCUAAGCUGUUCCAGAUUUCUUGUACUGACACCUUCAUCAACACCUUAAUCAUUUUUAUUUUCGGAGGAUCCCUUGGAUCAAGUUGUUUCAUAAUAACUUUUUUUCCCUACAUCAGUAUAUUUACCACUGUGCUAAACAAUCAGGUCAGAGUUAGUAGGAUUAAAACACUUUCCACAUGUACAUCCCACCUCACAGUGGUCUUUAUCUUCUAUGGAACUCUCCUUUUUAAUUACUUUCGACCAACAAGCGACUAUCAAUUGUCAGAAGACAAAAUAGUUUCUGUUUUUUACACUGUGAUCACUCCUAUAUUAAACCCUAUCAUUUACAGUCUUAGGAACAAGGAGAUUAAGAAAGCUCUAAAAAGAAUAUGUAAAACCUGUUUAGCAUGA
Xenopus laevis (African clawed frog) is the source of this 936-nucleotide messenger RNA. RefSeq names its product olfactory receptor 1019. The record is from RefSeq and is a predicted model, not a curated record. The coding region runs from base 1 to 936 and encodes 311 amino acids. NCBI's taxonomy places the organism in Eukaryota, Metazoa, Chordata, Amphibia, Anura, Pipidae. The transcript has a single exon.